UUUACAAAUCACCAUCGGCACUUUCCAAUUGCUAAAGAGAAGGGCUUGUUUUGGCUACAAGACGAUGACUGGAAAAGAGUGCGGUCAGUUUUAAGCCCAACGUUCACUACUGGAAAACUUAAGCUGAUGGUCCCGGCUAUUGAGAGGUCAAAUAAGACUUUGAUGAGUAAACUGCAGGGAAUUGCUGAUACAGGAAAAAGCAUCGAUAUUUACUCUUGGUUCAGUCUCAUGACGCUAGAGGUGAUUCUUUCCACCUCUUUCGGAGUUGAGUCUCCAGUACAGACCGAGGGUAUUUGCAAUGAGUUCAUGGUUAAGUCGAGAGAGGUUAUCAAACAGCCUGCUGUGUUGAUUUACAUGCUUAUGGUCCCUUUGACUAAGCUUUGGGAUCGAAUCUACUUAAAAUUUGAGAGCCAUUGCAAGUUUUUCGCAGAAGUGGGUCGAAAUAUCUUGAAGAUCAGGAAAGAAGAAGGAAUUCGCGGAACUAAAGAUAUAUUGGACAUCAUGCUUUCAGCCAAAAACCCUAAUGGAACUCUUAAACUGACUGAAGAUGAAAUGGUUGGACAAUCGAUAGCAUUCCUGCUCGCUGGUCAUGAAACAUCAAGCAAUGCUUUGACCAUGUCUGCCUACUUUUUGGCUCUAAAUCAAGAUAUCCAAGAUCGUUUGAGGUCCGAAAUCCUUACAGUGCGACAGGCAAACCCUGAUAAGCCACUUUACGAACUAGUCAAUGAUUUGGAGUACUUGGAAUGUGUCCUCUGUGAAGUGCUGCGCAUGAGCCCACCUGCUUAUGUAACCGAUAGAUCUUGCAAUAAAGAUUACAAACUCAACGAGACAUCAACAAUUCCAGCAGGUAUGGCUGUAUUUAUUGCUAUACACGCUCUGCACCAUGAUCCAUCGGCGUGGCCCGAUCCAGAGAAGUUUGAUCCUGAGCGUUUUCGAGGUUCUGCCAAACUAUCGAGACAUCCCUUCCAAUUCCUUCCUUUUGGAGAAGGGCCACGUUUCUGCAUUGGCAAGAGAUUUGCUAUAUUGGAACUCAAGAUCACUUUGGUAGAUGUUCUGACAAAGUACAAGUUCAUGCGCUGUCCUGAAACAGAAGUGCCGCUUAAGAUGGUGGCCGGUAUGAAUCUCAUGCCAGAAAUGGCGUCUUUGUUAGAGUCGAAUCGAGUACUUGAAAUUCAGCUAUGAGUUAUUUCUGUGAACGUUGAAUACUGCACAGUGCAUUCCAAGAGCGAAAUGCAUUGCUGCUCAUUCGACUUAUCCAUCUUAAACCCUUGCGAUGGUACUGAACGGAUUGGGAAUGGAUAUUUUAAAUGCAGAYUUCACGUUAGCUGCAUCACAAAAUGAUUAUUCCAAACUUAGAUUGCUUGGCAUUUAAGUUCUUGACURCAGAGCUGAUUUAUUUACUCUAACACCAUAAAAACGGCUAAAGAGGGAGCAAUAAUUGUAAUGCAUUUCGGUCUUSGGAUACAUUAUCUUUAGUAAAAACGUUUUCCCGAUACGGC
Molecule: messenger RNA, 1499 nt
Organism: Exaiptasia diaphana
Lineage: Eukaryota; Metazoa; Cnidaria; Anthozoa; Actiniaria; Aiptasiidae
Product: cytochrome P450 3A19
Exons: 2
Molecular function (GO): heme binding; iron ion binding; monooxygenase activity
Source: RefSeq, a predicted model, not a curated record